Messenger RNA from Cylicostephanus goldi, 375 nucleotides. The record is from the annotation of a GenBank genome assembly. NCBI's taxonomy places the organism in Eukaryota, Metazoa, Nematoda, Chromadorea, Rhabditida, Strongylidae.
AUGGCAAUGCUAAGGACGAUGGUAGCAUUGUUAGCUAUCAGUGGACACAAGUCUCCAGUACUAGUCUCUUUUUUUAGUGGUCCAGCAAAUGCAUUGUUGGUGAACGCUGACAAAGCCAAAGCCACGGCAUCAGGAUUGAUCGAGGGCCACUAUGUGUUCAUGCUCGUUGUGGUAGACGAUGGAGGUUUGAAGGGCAACGCAUCCGCGUUUAUUAGCGUGGAAAGAAGUAAAAAUGAACCUCCGGUCGCGAGAGCCUUCAAUGUUACCGUACUACUGCCUACAGCUAUAGCGAUCUUGAACGCUUCACAGUCUAGCGAUGAUGCUGGAAUCGUAUCAUACCUCUGGCAACCUCUUGAUGAUGUGCCAGCAUCUAUG